CUUGAUUUUUCUCCCUCUACUGUUUUUUUUUUGCCAAAAAGCCAGAGUUCAUGAAGCCUAAAUGGACUGGGAAUAAACUAAAGUAGACCAAAAGCCUCCACUGUGGGCCACAUAACAUGAUCUCAGAAAUUGAUAAUCCAGUCAGUUUCAGCUGCUGUUUUUCUCUGCUGGCUAUAUAAGCACGGCAACUAGUGUGAUCUGCAGAGCGUUUAGACACACACUCAAGCGCAAGUGUACUCGCACGCACACACACUUACACACACACACACACACACACACUCACACCACUUUGUGUUUAUUUAGAGUGUGUCUGUGUUUUGAUAUGGGCAAAAGAGAGCGCACACAUUGACAGUCACCACAUUUUGACAGAGACACUGUGUGCAUGUAUGGACUUCCGUGCAGAGUGGCCCUAUUUGCCUGCCCUGUUGAGUUCGAGCUCAGCUCGGCACUAGUUGUCCAGGAGCUUAUAGCAGCUGGUAUCCAACCAUAUUAUCAUUUAUUUACAAUAUGUAUACUACCUCUAAUGCCUCGGCUUUGGUAAAAGGAACACACAGAAAAUUCUGCGUUCAGCCUCUCUUUCAACCCUUUGAGGAGUAAGGAUUCUCAUCCGGGUCUUCUAGAAUUUUGCUCAAACAUUCUACAGUGCCCAUUGAACUCUGUCCAAAAAAUCACGCAAAGUGCUUGUGACAAUAUAGUGAGAACUCAACACUUUGCCAAAAUUCUAAUCCCAUAUACAUAUGUGAUGGUGCUCCGACUCCGAGUGAAUGUUCUCAGCUGGUGGCCUUGACCAGGAGCAGAUGGAGGCGGACAGCAGUCAGGAUGGGAACCCCGGAUAAGGGGUUGCUGAGGGUCCCACUAGAGAUGCUCUCCUCUGCUCCUCCUUCUCGUCUGUGCUGCUGCCUGCUUGCCUCAACAGCUCUUCUUUAAACAGUGGGAGGCUGAGAGGAUUUGUUUGAGCCAGCCACACACAUACUGUACAUGUUGACCAUGACCAACUGGAAAGAUCGAAAAGGCUCUACUUUCCUUUAUUUUUCAUCUGUUUUUUGUCUCCCUCUGUGGUUUGUGUUUAUUGUUUGUGCUGUUCAAUUGAUCAAAUCCCAACUAUGUGAAUGAAAGGGCAGAUUGAGCUGUUUGCCGACAAAAAAAAUACCUGACAAGGUCAUACCUUUCUCCAGUACAAACUGUGUACUUGGUUUGUGCUGUGCUAGACAGAUAAACAUAAGCACAAGUCUACUUGCCUCCUGGGGCCAGGCAAGAUCGACCUCCACAACAAUGAACCAAUCAGAGCUUGUCAAACUGGCGCCCGCUGAAAAUGAUAGCCUUGUCAGGUCUGUCGGUAUCGGUUUUAACCACUCAUGUCCAUUGGGCUGGGGCUUGGCUGAAGGCACAGAGGCUUGUGUGCUGGAAACCAUUGUUAUCGUGGUGUUGACUGUUCUCAUCAUUGCUGGAAACCUGACGGUCAUCUUUGUGUUCCACUGCGCCCCUCUGCUGCAUCACUACACCACCAGCUACUUCAUCCAGACCAUGGCCUACGCUGACCUGCUGGUGGGGCUGAGCUGCCUGGUACCCACCCUGUCCCUGCUGCACCACCCGACAGACGCCCAGGAGCCCCUCACGUGUCAGGUGUUCAGCUACGUCAUCUCUGUGCUCAAGAGCGUGUCCAUGUCUUGCCUGGCCGGCAUCAGCGUGGACCGCUACCUUGCCAUCACCAAGCCGCUGUCCUACAAUCAGCUGGUGACGCCGUGCCGCCUGCGAAUCUGCAUUGCGCUAAUCUGGUUCUACUCCGGCGCCGUGUUCCUGCCGUCCUUCUUCGGCUGGGGAAAGCCCGGUUACCACGGGGAUAUAUUCGAGUGGUGCGCCCAGGCCUGGCCCACCUCCGCGCUCUUCACCGGGUUCAUCGUGUGCCUGCUGUACGCGCCCGCCGCCUUGGUGGUGUGCUUCACCUACUUCCACAUCUUCCGCAUCUGCCAGCAGCACAACCGGGAGAUCAACGAGCGGCGUGCACGCUUCCCCAGCCAGGAGAUGGAGACUGGCGGCGGUGGAGGGGAGGCCGGUGGAAACAGCAGCAGUAGGGGGGGACACCACGCAGCAGGUCACCACCACGGGCCAGACAAACGCUACGCCAUGGUUCUCUUCAGGAUCACAAGCGUCUUCUAUGCACUCUGGCUGCCCUACAUCAUCUACUUCCUCCUGGAGAGCUCUCACGUGCUGGACAGCCCAGCGCUGUCUUUUGUCACCACCUGGCUGGCCAUCAGUAACAGUUUCUGCAACUGUGUCAUCUACAGUCUGUCCAACAGUGUGUUUCGGCUGGGCAUGCGCCGCCUGUCUCAGACAAUCUGCUCCUUCAGCCGCUGUGCGGACGAUGGGAAAGAGUUUGGGGAUCCCAAACCACGCAAAAAAAGGGCCAACUCCUGCUCUAUCUGAGCUACCAAUGGCAGUGGUGCAGCAUUGCAAGAUUUUUUUCUUGAACUUUUGUAAGCCUGCUGAAGGCUGUGGUUGUCAUUUCUUGCUCUUAUUAAAAAAGGCGAGUAAAAAAUAAAAAGUAGGCUAAAAGUGUAAGACCUGAUUUGAACUCAGAAUUUGCAUGAAGCAUGUUUUCUGGAAGUCACAUGCACUGAGUAGAAAGCCUUCCUUGUUGGUCGGCGUCAGUAUCUACUGCAUCAAAUGACCAUGGAUGUUGACCAUUAAGACCAAGGCAUCAUUUCCAGUCUCUACAUGAUGUUUGCAGACAACAGUGGAAAGUCAUACACUGGAUUAAGCUCUAACAGGACUUUCAAAGUGCAUCUUUCAGAACUUUUAAAGUGCACCGUGACAAAUUCUGUCACAAAGUGGAUAAUGCAACUUGAGUUAAUUCAUGUUGAUGUCAAAACCGGUGUUCUGCUAGUCCAGUUGUAGCGGACCAUUUAGUUCUCAAUUUCACACACUUAAACAUUGCUGCUCCAGACUUUCUUUUUACUCAUUUUUUUCAUUUCAGGGGGCUUUUAUGCCUUUAUUCAAAUAGGAAAUUACGAGGGGAGACUGGAAAUAAGUCCUGAGAGAGACAUGGGGUAGGGUUGGGAAAUGACCCAGGCUGAACCCCAUGGCCAUGUGCGUGACCUGCCUGGUCAGGUGUAUUAGCUUGCUGCAUUGCAGCACCUGCCUACUCCAGUCUUUCUCUUGAAGUCACCUGUGUAGACUAAACACCUGUGUAGACUAUCCAAACAUCAAACUAUCAAUCCCUUUCACAGGCUUGUAUCAGAUGCACGCCUGUACAUAUUUGUUAUUGCUAGGGGUGUAAUUGAAUAAUAA
Molecule: messenger RNA, 3288 nt
Organism: Engraulis encrasicolus (European anchovy)
Lineage: Eukaryota; Metazoa; Chordata; Actinopteri; Clupeiformes; Engraulidae
Gene: gpr52
Product: G protein-coupled receptor 52
Exons: 1
Coding region: 1273-2424 (383 amino acids)
Biological process (GO): cellular response to light stimulus; G protein-coupled receptor signaling pathway; phototransduction
Cellular component (GO): plasma membrane
Molecular function (GO): G protein-coupled photoreceptor activity
Source: RefSeq, a predicted model, not a curated record